Molecule: messenger RNA, 1695 nt
Organism: Serendipita indica DSM 11827
Lineage: Eukaryota; Fungi; Basidiomycota; Agaricomycetes; Sebacinales; Serendipitaceae
Source: the annotation of a GenBank genome assembly
AUGCAGGCAGGACAGACGCCCGUAUUUGUUAUGAAUGCCAAUCCAGAGCGGCAGACGGGCCGUAAAGCGCAGAUUUCCAACAUCAUGGCUGCAAAGACGGUUGCAGACGUGAUAAGAAGCUGCCUUGGUCCAAAGGCAAUGUUAAAGAUGCUCCUGGAUCCGAUGGGAGGCAUAUUAUUGACAAAUGAUGGGAAUGCUAUUCUACGAGAAAUAGAGGUCGCGCAUCCGGCAGCAAAGAACAUGAUCGAACUGAGCAGGACACAAGACGAAGAAGUCGGUGAUGGGACAACGUCUGUCAUCAUUCUAGGCAAGAUAUAUCCCUCAUCCGGUGAACUACUUGCCCAAUCGCUUUCCUUGCUGGAGCGAAAUAUCCAUCCCGUCGUCAUUAUCUCUGCCUUUAACAAAGCCCUACAAGAGGCCUUGGAGGUCAUCAAGCAGAUAUCCAUACCUAUAGACACGUCCUCAGACGAGGAGAUGCUCUCCCUCAUCAAAACUUCUAUUGGCACCAAGUUUGUCAUCCGCUGGUCCGAUCUCAUGUGCAAGCUCGCUCUCCAGGCAAUCCGAACGGUCUCGGUUUCUGGCGACCCUAACGCGCCCCCAUCUGCCAUCCCGACUGGUAUCACCGCAGUCGACAUCAAGCGCUAUGCCCGAGUCGAAAAGGUUCCUGGUGGCGCUAUCGAAGAGAGCAAGGUGCUCGACGGUGUCAUGAUUAACAAGGAUGUCACGCACCCUCAGAUGCGAAGACGCAUUGUGAACCCUCGGAUCAUCCUCCUUGACUGUCCUCUCGAGUAUAAAAAAGGAGAAUCGCAAACCAAUAUCGAAAUCUCCAAGGAGAGUCAAUGGCAGGAUUUCCAAGACGAAGAGGAGAAGCAGGUUCGGGAGAUGUGCGAGAGGAUAAAAGAGUUUAAGCCUGAUCUCGUCUUCACCGAAAAGGGCGUCAGCGACUAUGCACAAGCUGUGUUGCUGCAAGGAAAUAUCACCGUUCUUCGACGAGUGCGCAAGUCGGAUAAUAAUAGGAUUGCACGAGCGGUUGGAGCGACCAUUGUCAAUCGAGUAGAAGACUUACGUGAGAGUGAUAUUGGAACCAAGUGCGGACUGUUCCACAUUGAAAAGCUGGGUGACGAAUAUUUUACGUUUCUCACCAAAUGUACGACGCCCAAGGCGUGCACCAUCCUCUUACGUGGGCCGUCAAAGGACGUGUUGAACGAAAUCGACCGCAACCUCGCCGAUGCCAUGUCAGUGGCGCGCAACGUCGUAUUCAACCCCACCCUCGCACCAGGCGGGGGUGCGACCGAAAUGGCCAUUUCGGUCCGCCUCCAGCAACGAGCCAAGACGGUGCAAGGAAUCGAGAGUUGGCCUUUCAAGGCUGUGGCCGAUGCAAUGGAAGUUAUUCCGCGCACGCUAGUCCAAAAUGCUGGUGGGAACGCCAUCAGAGUGCUUACUGAACUACGGGCCAAGCAUGCGAGCGGCGAACAUUCGUUUGGGAUCAAUGGAGAUACCGGCAAAGUCGAAGAUAUGAAAAAAUAUGGCCUAUAUGAGUCGGCUAGCGUCAAGACCCAGACGCUCAAGACUGCUAUCGAGGCGGCGAAGGUAUUGCUGCGUGUGGACGAUAUCGUUCAAGCUACGCGCAAGGAAAAGGAGGAAGGAGGCGGCGUGCAGAAUAUGGGGGAAGAUGGUCCACCGGAGCGCGACUAG